Molecule: messenger RNA, 948 nt
Organism: Neohortaea acidophila
Lineage: Eukaryota; Fungi; Ascomycota; Dothideomycetes; Mycosphaerellales; Teratosphaeriaceae
Product: tyrosine protein phosphatase 5
Exons: 2
Coding region: 98-916 (272 amino acids)
Molecular function (GO): phosphoprotein phosphatase activity
Source: RefSeq, a predicted model, not a curated record
CCAACUUUCAACGACACCCAAACCUUCCACUCACCAUUCAACCUCACCUCCCGCCAAUUUAAACCCCCCAUUCAAAUCCCACCACACAACCGCAAAAAUGACAACACUCCCCUCACCCCCAUUCAUCGAAAUCGAAGGCAUCUCCAAUUUCCGCGACAUUGGCGGCACCCGCACCUCAGAUGGGAAAGAGAUCAGAAGCGGCCUCGUCUUCCGGUCCGCGGAUCCCAGUAAACCGACUGAUAGUGGGCGGAAGAAGAUGAGCGAGGAGCUGGGUAUCAAAGUCAUCUUCGACCUCCGCUCCACGCCUGAAAUCCAACGUGACGGCCCAGAGUGGAGCGGGCUCGAAGUCGCGACCGACGACGCCUACCGUGCUUCCGGGAUCGAACGCCGCUGGACACCCGUGUUUGCCGACAAGGACUACGGGCCUGAGCAAGUUGCUGUGCGGUACAAGGACUACACUUCCACCGGGACGGAGGGGUGGGUGCGGGCUUAUCAUGAUAUUCUAAAGGAUGGGAAGGGGUCGUUUGGGAAGAUUUUCGCUCAUUUGGCGGGGCAGAAGCCGGCGCCGUGUCUGAUUAAUUGUACUGCGGGCAAGGAUCGGACGGGCGUGUGUAUUGCGCUUCUCCUUCAGCUGGCGGGUGUCGAUGCCGAGACCACGGCGGACGAGUACGCGCUCACUGAUCAAGGGCUGGCGGAGUUGAAGCCUUUCUUUGUGGAACGCCUUCUCAAAAACCCUGCAAUCUCUGACAACGAGGAGGGCGUGUGGCGAAUGGUGAGCGCGAAGAAGGAAAACAUGCUUGCUGCGCUGGGGAUGUUGCGCGAUGAUUUCGGGGGCGCGGAGCAGUAUAUUGUGAAGCAGUGCGGGUUGAGUCAGGCGCAGGUGGAGCAGAUGAAGAGGAACUUGGUUGAUGCUUAGAGUUGGCUUUACAACAUUAUAGACGAGCGACA